Messenger RNA from Stegostoma tigrinum, 914 nucleotides. RefSeq names its product NFU1 iron-sulfur cluster scaffold homolog, mitochondrial-like. Gene Ontology annotation, biological process: iron-sulfur cluster assembly. The record is from RefSeq and is a predicted model, not a curated record. Gene Ontology annotation, cellular component: mitochondrion. The transcript is spliced from 8 exons. Bases 54 to 800 code for a protein of 248 amino acids. Gene Ontology annotation, molecular function: iron ion binding; iron-sulfur cluster binding. Lineage: Eukaryota; Metazoa; Chordata; Chondrichthyes; Orectolobiformes; Stegostomatidae.
CAACUGUAAAUGUGGGAGGUGGGGUAGGGUCCUUGCGUAUGCCUUGAUUAAAGAUGGCGGCGGCGAAGUUGGGCACUUGUUGGCUUUUGGCUGCAAGAGUACACGCAGGCCAGCUUGCGAGGCCGUUGCCUUUUACCAAGAAAUGGAGCGGGAAUGGUUCGGGAUGCCAAAACCUUCUGCAACCAUCACCUUUGCUCUCCGUUGGCGCGAGGAGUAUGUUCAUUCAGACCCAGGACACCCCAAACCCAAACAGCUUGAAGUUUAUCCCUGGCUGCACAGUACUGGAAUCAGGUACCAUGGAGUUCUCUGCCCCUCGAAGUGCCUUCUGCUCUCCCUUGGCCAGGCAGCUCCUCAGGAUUGAAGGGGUGAAAGGGGUUUUCCUCGGGCCUGAUUUUAUAACCAUCACCAAGGCCAACGACGAGGUGGAGUGGAAACUGCUCAAGCCAGACGUGUACGCCGCCAUCAUGGAUUUCUUUGCGUCAGGCCUCCCGAUCCUGACAGACGAUGCUCCGCGCUCUGAUACAGCUCCUUCAGAGGAUGAUGAUGAAGUUGUCGCCAUCAUUAAGGAGCUGUUGGAUACCCGGAUUCGGCCCACGGUUCAAGAGGACGGUGGUGAUGUGAUCUACAAAGGGUUUGAGGACGGGAUUGUCAAACUGAUGCUGCAGGGCUCAUGUACCAGCUGCCCCAGCUCUGCCAUCACCUUGAAGAGUGGAAUUCAGAACAUGCUGCAGUUCUACAUCCCAGAGGUGGAGGGCGUCGAGCAGGUUACAGAUGAAGAACAAGAAGCUGACAUUUCAUGAAUGGUUGGUAACCCAACUGUCUUAAUGCACCUUAACAAUUUGUUGGCACCUCUACUGGCGUUGUAAAACAAAAUGAUAUUGUAAUAUAUUUUGCAAUAAAGCAUUUAAGCUUGA